Molecule: messenger RNA, 597 nt
Organism: Eremothecium sinecaudum
Lineage: Eukaryota; Fungi; Ascomycota; Saccharomycetes; Saccharomycetales; Saccharomycetaceae
Gene: MET14
Product: adenylyl-sulfate kinase
Exons: 2
Coding region: 1-597 (198 amino acids)
Biological process (GO): sulfate assimilation
Molecular function (GO): adenylylsulfate kinase activity; ATP binding
Source: RefSeq, a predicted model, not a curated record
AUGUCUACUAAUAUUUUUUGGCAUUCUCAAUUAACCAGGAACGAUCGUGAAAAAUUGCGGUAUCAAAGAGGAUGCACCGUUUGGUUAACUGGACUAAGCGCAUCUGGUAAAAGUACAAUCGCUUGUGCAUUAGAAGAAAUAUUGUUACGCGAUGGCUUAGCCGCCUAUAGAUUGGACGGUGACAACAUCCGUCUUGGCCUCAAUAAGGACCUCGGAUUUUCCCGUGAAGACCGUCGUGAAAAUAUACGUAGAAUUGCGGAAGUGUCUAAACUGUUUGCUGAUUCAUGUGCAGUAUCAAUUGCUUCCGCCAUAUCUCCAUUCAAGAUUGACAGAUACGAAGCCAGAAAAAUUCAUGAAGUUGCAGAACUACCAUUUAUCGAAGUCUUUGUAGAUGUGCCAAUUAAAAUUGCAGAACAAAGAGAUCCCAAAGGUUUGUAUAAAAAGGCAAGAGAUGGCAUCAUACCAGAUUUCACUGGUAUAUCGAGUCCCUAUGAACGUCCAGACUCACCAGAGAUUCACCUAAGAACCGAGAAGCAAUCCGUAGAGCAAUGCGCCAAGUUAAUAUAUACAUAUUUACGGCAAAAUAACCUGCUGUAA